Messenger RNA from Trichoderma gamsii, 993 nucleotides. Its product is annotated as urease accessory protein. The transcript has a single exon. Lineage: Eukaryota; Fungi; Ascomycota; Sordariomycetes; Hypocreales; Hypocreaceae. Gene Ontology annotation, molecular function: nickel cation binding. The coding region runs from base 1 to 993 and encodes 330 amino acids. The record is from RefSeq and is a predicted model, not a curated record.
AUGAUCUCUCCAUUCCCCCGCUCAACUUCUCUUCCUGGCGAUGGCCGCAUCGUCGUAAGGCUUCUUCCAGCUGGUGGUAGUGGGCUUGAGACCAUCAGUUACCAAUACCCCCUCAAACUGAUCUCGCCCUCUCCUACCGUGGACCAGAAAAGCGCAUUGGUCUUUCUCUUGUCAUACGGAGGUGGUCUAGUGGGUGGUGAUGGCGUCAACCUCUCUAUUCAUGCGCGUCCUGGGUCGAGCCUCAGCCUAGUCACGCAAGGCCACACCAAGAUAUUCAAGUCUCCUUCGCCUGACGUCUUAACGAGCCAAAGGCUGCGAGUACAGGUGGAUGAAGACGCCGCGGUCUGCCUCUUGCCGGACCCUGUUCAGCCAUUUCAAGACAGCGUAUACGAGCAAACUCAGGUUUUCAAUUUAGGCUACCAAGCAUCACUCUGUCUUCUGGACUGGGUGACACAGGGAAGAGUAGCCCGUGGAGAGGACUGGAGUUUCACCACGUGGACAGGGCGCAACGAAGUAUGGACCCAGGGCUCUGAACUAGGGCAGAAGGGGAGACUGCUCAUCAGAGACAACAUCAUAUUGAAUCAGGAUGGAAGCAAGCUGGUUGGGUUACCGCUGAAGGAUACGAUGCACCAGAUGAGCGUCUUCGGUACACUUAUACUUCGAGGGCCUGUCGUGGAGCCUCUUGGAGAUUUCUUCAUGACAGAGUUCGCUGCAUCGCCGCGAAUCGGGUCUCGAGACUUUCGAUCAAAAGAGGAUCAAGAGAAAGACUUGGAAGAAAAGCCGGAGCUUGAGCGAUGGCGCUCACAAAGAAUAGCCUUGGAAAAUCAGCAGGGCGUCUUGUGGUCAGCGGCUCAAGUCCGUGGAUGUGUCAUUGUCAAAUUUGGAGCUGCUUCGGUGGAGGCUGGACGGUCAUGGAUCGGGUCCAUGCUGAUUAGGGAGGGCAGUAUAGCGACAUACUUUGGCGAGACUGCUCUCAUGUGCGUCCAACCUUGA